Anarrhichthys ocellatus (wolf-eel) is the source of this 745-nucleotide messenger RNA. It is a transcript of the gene lsm8, whose product is annotated as LSM8 homolog, U6 small nuclear RNA associated. Gene Ontology annotation, biological process: mRNA splicing, via spliceosome. The transcript has 4 exons. The record is from RefSeq and is a predicted model, not a curated record. Gene Ontology annotation, cellular component: U4/U6 x U5 tri-snRNP complex; U6 snRNP; precatalytic spliceosome. NCBI's taxonomy places the organism in Eukaryota, Metazoa, Chordata, Actinopteri, Perciformes, Anarhichadidae. Gene Ontology annotation, molecular function: mRNA binding. The coding region runs from base 181 to 471 and encodes 96 amino acids.
GCUCGGCGCUCUCUCUCCCGGCCUGCUCGGUGACUCUGCGGUGGAUUAGUUCGAUCUGUUCUCCGGUGUGUUGACGCUGUUUCUCCGUUAGCAUCGCCGCUGUUCCUCCGUUCUAUCUCCAGCUAACCGGUGGAAACGUUAACCAACGUGUCUCCUGGAUAAAUAACCACCGAGCCGAACAUGUCCACCGCGCUGGAGAGCUACAUCAACCGUACUGUGGCCAUCGUCACUUCAGACGGCAGAAUGAUUGUGGGCACGCUGAAGGGUUUCGAUCAAACCAUCAACCUGAUCCUGGAUGAGAGCCACGAGCGGGUGUUCAGCUCCAGUCAGGGCGUGGAGCAGGUGGUGCUGGGACUCUACAUCGUCAGAGGAGACAACGUGGCCGUGAUCGGAGAGAUCGACGAGGAGACGGACUCCACUCUGGAUUUAGGAAACAUCAGAGCCGAGCCGCUCAACUCUGUCGCCCACUGACCUCUGACCCCCCCCCAGGAGUCUGUUUACUGAUGCAGGUUUGCUGAGUCAUCUGGAUCAGCUAAGCCCUCCCUGAAAUCUGAUGUGUAAUUAGACUAUAAAUUACCCAGAAACCUCAGUAAACCUUCUGCCGCUAACAGACUCCUGCGCUGACAUUUUUCUGUUUGUAUUUUUUUAUAAAUAAAGAUUUGCUAGACUUGUUAGAAUAACUUUUUUAUGCUACGAGUGAGUUUUUGUCAGAUUGCGAUUUGUUUAAAUAAAGUUUAAAAUCUAA